GAGCCAGAGAUUAGAAAUUAUCCUGGAAUUUUGUUGCUGCUGUGCAGCAUUGGAACUGGAGAGCAACAAAGAUUGAAAAUAGCGCCAUACCCGGCAGAAGACCCCCACCCCCAAGGUACAACCACUCAGUGGCCACGGGGAACAGGAGUACACCAGGGAAGGUUGAGGCUCUGGAGAGGCUCAGGGGCUGGGCCCAGUCACAGGGGCCAGGAGCAGCAUGAGACUCACAGGACUGCAGCACAGAAGUCUGGGCAGCACAGAUGUCCCUGGAGCAGAGCAGUCCCAUCAGAACAUGGAGGUGACCGGCUCGCUCCAAAUGGAGCAGCACACCAAGAGCGAGCUGGCCACGAAACUCGGCCAGCUGCGGGAGAAGCUGACAGAGCUAAAGGAGCUGGUGGAGGAGAAAUAUCAAGAGGCUCAGGAGCUGCAGCAGCAGCGGAACCACUACCUUAGUCACCUUCAGCAGUACAUGGCCGCCUACCAGCAGCUCGUGGCCGCCUACCAGCAGCUGGCCAACGAGAAGGACGUCCUGCAGAAGCCGGUGCUGCUUAACACCCAGCUUGGCAACUGGAUGCAGCACGAAGAAGAGCAGGGCAAGAUGGAGGUCGAGUUGGCCCACCAAGAGCUGCUGGAAACACAAGUGGGGCAGUUGGAGUGCCAGACACCCUGUGGCCGCCCGAGCAGGAAGACCUGCGAGCAGCAUCCCUUCUCACUCUUUCCUGCCAGCCCCACUGAACCUCAUGGCUUAGACUGGAGGAAGUGAGUGGGACUUCAGCAGAGGAGGGGUUUGCAAGAGUGGAAGCCACCCUUAGGACAACUUGGAUCCUUCUCCUUUGGGGACUUGCUGGCACAGGGUUGCACAGAGAGGAGGGGGCAGAGCUUGCUGGCUUUCAGGGAUGCUUCAGAACCCAGGUGUUCUUUGAGGCCCUCUGUCUGCCCCCCAACAAUAAAUGGACUGAGCAGUGAGGAGGAGGAGGAAGAGGAGAACAAGGGUCCCCUGCCAAAGCUAAGCAUCCCUGAUGACCUAGACAGCCGCGAGGCCAUGAUGACAUUUUGUAACGCGGCCUUGGCCAGUGCUGAGGAAGCGGCGCGGCUACGCGGGCAGCUCAAGGAGCAAAAGAUGCUCUGCCAGUUCCUGGCUCAGCAGACAGCUCCAUGGGACCAGGAUCCCGAGAAGAUGGAGGCCCCAGCCCCCGCCACCUGGGGGGAGAGUGUGCCUGGGGAGACCCACCAGGCCCUUCAGGGAGCCAUGGAGAAACUGCAGGUGAGUGUGUGUAAGGCAGGAAGGAAUGGCCACAGGGCAGGUUUUCUGAUCCAGCAGACCAGGUACAGGAGAAGUGAGUCCUGGAAGCCUCAGUGACUUUUGCAGGCUUUUAUUGGGAUUUACCGGAUACAUGGCAGGCAGGGGUGCUGGGUGGGUCAGGAGGCAGACAGGCCUCCCA
Messenger RNA from Talpa occidentalis (Iberian mole), 1442 nucleotides. Its product is annotated as golgin subfamily A member 2-like. Gene Ontology annotation, cellular component: Golgi cisterna membrane; cis-Golgi network; Golgi cis cisterna. The record is from RefSeq and is a predicted model, not a curated record. NCBI's taxonomy places the organism in Eukaryota, Metazoa, Chordata, Mammalia, Eulipotyphla, Talpidae. Gene Ontology annotation, biological process: Golgi organization; spindle assembly.